AUGAGUCUUCGCAGUAACACUGAAAAGAGCAAAACCAAAGAGGAAUGCGAUCCCAAGACAAUCAUUGAUCCUCAUGAGGAGUUGUUUGAACCACAUGAAGAAAUUUCGGACGAAUCCGAACAUACCGGAAAGGCCACAUCCUUUGUGUACAUGCUUGUCAUUGCUGUUUGCGUUGGCGGUUUCUUGGCAGGUUACGAUACCGGUGUCAUUUCGGGUGCUUUAACACUGCUCCAACAGGAUUUCGACAUGAGUAACACUGAGAAAGAGCUAAUUGUUGGUGGUACGACAUUUGGUGCCAUUUUUGGUGGUUUCUUCUCAGGUCUGCUCACUGAUAGAUUCGGAAGAAAGAUUUUGGUCAUUGUUUCGUCUGUCAUCUUCAUUGCUGGUGCUUUAAUUCUUGCUUUAGCUCCUAGUUAUGGCGUACUUUUGUUUGGAAGGGUGGUGGUGGGUCUUGCCGUCGGUAUUGCCUCCAUGAUUGUGCCAGUGUAUGUCAGUGAAUUAUCGCCCAAGCACCUGAGAGGUAGAUUGAAUACCUUGAAUACCCUUGUUCUCACAUUCGGUCAAGUAUUUGCUUAUGCCAUGAACAUUGCUCUUGCUAAAGUGCCAAAUGGAUGGCGUUACAUGUUUGGUAUUGCUGGUAUUCCCGCUCUCUUCCAGUUUUGUGUGAUGCCUUUUCUCCCCGAGAGUCCUCGUCGUUUGAUUGCAGUUGGUAAAUUAGAUCAAGCAAGGAGUGCUUACCGUAAAGUCUAUGGUGAUUCUGUCACUGAGGUGUUUAUUGAGAGAGAGAUCAAGAUGAUUGAUGACGAUAUUCACGCUUGCCGAUCCGGUUCAUUCAAAGACUUCUUGCACAGAGAUAAUUUCAUGCCUUUAAUCAUCGCUUGUAUAUUGCAAGCUGCCCAACAAUUGUCAGGUUUCAAUGCUGCCAUGUAUUACGCUGCCACUAUUUUGCAAAUGGCAGGUUUCAGAGAUAGCCAAGGUUCUACUAGUGUUGCUAUUAUUGUUGCAGCUACCAACAUGGUCUUCACUGCUGUUGCUAUCUCUGUAAUUGACAAGUUUGGUCGUAGAAAGAUGCUUCUUAUCACCAUGUUGGUUAUGAUCGGCGGCUUAAUCGCUCUUGGCGCGACAUUUGCAGCACAACAAGGAUUCAUAACACAACAGCCAACUUGCGCUGGUUAUGCUACUCAUUGUGCACGAUGCGUACUCGAUUCUAACUGUGGAUGGUCUAUUUCACAAAAUACAUGUAUCUUUAGUGAAGGGAACCUCGAAGAUAUUCUUCAAACUGCUUCGGGUUGUCCUUCUGAACCUAGAGAUAAAGCCAUCACUGGCGUCUUAUUGACUUUCUUGAUCAUUUAUGUUGCAAGCUAUGCUCUUGGUCUCGGUUAUAUCCCUUGGUUGGCUCAGUCGGAAAUGUUCUCCAUGUCCAUUCGCGGUAAAGCUAAUGGUGUUGCUACUGCAGUGAAUUGGAUCUGUAAUUUGAUCAUCUCAACUUCCUUUUUAUCAAUGACUGAGGCAAUGACUACUGCUGGUACUUUUUGGUUUUAUGCUGGUUUAUCCAUUAUUCUGUGGGGAUUGCUACUUAAAUUGAUGCCAGAGACAUCUGGAAAGACCUUGGAAGAGAUCCACGAAUAUUUCCUCAAAAUUUAG
Messenger RNA from Mucor velutinosus, 1644 nucleotides. RefSeq names its product ubiquitin-specific protease ubp1. Gene Ontology annotation, molecular function: transmembrane transporter activity. Bases 1 to 1644 code for a protein of 547 amino acids. The record is from RefSeq and is a predicted model, not a curated record. Gene Ontology annotation, cellular component: membrane. Gene Ontology annotation, biological process: transmembrane transport. Lineage: Eukaryota; Fungi; Mucoromycota; Mucoromycetes; Mucorales; Mucoraceae. The transcript has 6 exons.